UCAAAGAAGAAAUUAAAAGGCAUGACUUCAGAACCUUAUAAAAUAUGAAUUUUUCCAUUUCACAACAUCAUACUAUAAUGUCUGCUCCAACAGAAAAUCGUAGCCUAUGGAGAGACAUAAUUAUAUCAACGAGGAACAUAUUCAAAGCUAAUUUUGGCCAUUUUCAUGCAAUUUCAAUCCUCUUUCUCUUACCUAUCUUUUUCACUCUAGUUGUAUAUCCUUGUUUCCACCUUGCCCUCUUUCAUCCCGAUAAUGUUUUCACAAGUUUUUCACUUUCCAAAUUCGAAAUUAUUGUACUCAUAGUGUACAUUCUGUUUUUGGUCCUGUUUUUCCUCUGUGCCGUAGCCACAACUAUAUAUAGCACGGUUCAAGCAUACCAUGAUAGACCUAUCAACCUUGUUUUGUCUAUUAAAUCUAUUAGAAAUUCCUUCUUCCCCCUUCUUUCCACCUUUAUCGUAUCGCAAACCAUCUUCAUUUCAAUCACUCUCCUUUUCUCCCUAGUCUUUGUUUUCUUAGUCCAAAUUCUUCAAGUUCUCGGACUAAUUGAACUCAAAUAUGACUCGAAUCACUUGUUGUUCUUGGUUAUUCCCACGUUGAUAGUGCUCGUACCAGUUCUGGUUUGGCUACAGGUAAACUGGUCAUUAGCUUAUGCCAUAGCAGUGAUUGAAUCAAAAUGGGGUUACGAAACACUGAGGAGAAGUGCAAAGUUGGUGAAGGGGAAGAGAUGGGUAGCUUUUUGGAUACAUAUGUAUUACGGGCUUGUGAUUGUAGUAAUGGUGGUUGGUGGUGCCUUGUUUUUAGUCAGUUUGGGUGCAGCGAAGGGUAACCAGUGGAGGAGUUUCGGGGUGAUCCUGCAGACUGCGCUCGCUAUAGUGUUCGGAUAUGUGCUGAUGAAUCAGUAUCUUAUGGCAAACACGGUGUUGUAUAUGUAUUGUAAGGACUUGAACGAUGAAAAUUUGCCCUUGGAAACUGGAAGCGAGUAUGUUUCCCUGCCCUUGAAUGAAGAGAAGAAUGAUCAUGCUAUUGUGUAAUUUGUUUAAUGACUCUAUGAAUCGUAUAAAAUUUGGUUUGUCUUCCUUAGAAAGAUUAAA
Messenger RNA from Lycium barbarum (goji berry), 1091 nucleotides. RefSeq lists its product as uncharacterized. The transcript has a single exon. The coding region runs from base 45 to 1031 and encodes 328 amino acids. NCBI's taxonomy places the organism in Eukaryota, Viridiplantae, Streptophyta, Magnoliopsida, Solanales, Solanaceae. The record is from RefSeq and is a predicted model, not a curated record.